AUGCCCGGGAUCGUAUAUGGUCAUGGCAAAGUCAGGUUUAUAUCGAAAACGCAAGAAGCUAUUCAACAUGUGCUUUUUAAAACGACACUCACAAUGGGAUUUACUGUAAUAAGCGGUUGUUUUCCUAUGUUAUAUAUACAAUCGCGUAUCCUGAUACCACAAUUCUUAUCUAUGAUAAUGGCUGCUUUGCAACGUAUGUAUAUUACAGCAUGGGCAGCUAAUGAUUUGAAGGAAAUCGGGGCGCACCGGGAGAACCUCUACCCGGCACUUGGCCCAGCCCACCGUCACCCUGCCGACCCUGGUCACGGCCCGGGCUGUCCUAAGGGGCAGCGUAUCCAGGCCGUGCCCAGGCCGUUGGGAGCCACCCUGAUGGCCCCCACAGCCAGUUCGCUGGGGGAGCAUCCAUCCAGCGCAGCCACCGCCUCGGCCACCUCGUUACCGGUGACCGAGUUGUCGAGGUCCCGUACCCUGAGCUCGGCCGUGCGGCCAGGCACGGAGACCUUGACUCCUUCCCUGCCAGCCAAGACGGUGGCCAGCGAGGCCGCCAACCUCUUGGCCUGUUCCUCCCUGCCGGGGCCCGGUAUUUCCAGUACCAGGGCCCGGUAUUUCCAGUACCAGGGCCCCGGUCAGGGCUCGCCUGUUGCGGAGACCCUCAAUGCCCAGCUCCUGGAGAUUGACUCCCUGCUGGGCGACCCUGAGGGUCUCCGCGUAUUCGUCCGGGAGGCACAGUAUUGUGACCACCGCGGUCCUCAGGAACUUGGCCACCACCGCGGACUUGCCGGCCCCCCGCGGCCGCGGGGGCGUGACUGA
Wasmannia auropunctata (little fire ant) is the source of this 810-nucleotide messenger RNA. RefSeq lists its product as uncharacterized. The transcript is spliced from 4 exons. Bases 1 to 810 code for a protein of 269 amino acids. NCBI's taxonomy places the organism in Eukaryota, Metazoa, Arthropoda, Insecta, Hymenoptera, Formicidae. The record is from RefSeq and is a predicted model, not a curated record.